AUGGCGAAUGACGAGGACAAGAAGCUCGUGACGAUCCAGGCGGCGGCCAAAGACCCUGCGCAAACAGGAAAGGAAGGGAAGAAGGAGAAAGAUGGCGACAAGAAGAAGAAAGUCGAUGACGAACUGACAGAGGAAGACAAGAAGAUCAAGGAGGACAUCGAGCUCCUUGUUGAAAGACUGCAAGAUCCGGAACCAGGCGUCGUUGCCCUCGCUCUCCAGACACUGUCUAUACAGCUGAAGGCGGCCACGUCGUCGAUGACGAGCGUGCCAAAGCCUCUUAAAUUUCUGCGGCCUCACAUUCCGGUUCUCAUCGAUCACUACCAUCGCCUGGCGGCUGACGACGCAAUCAAGCCGGACUUCGCGAUGGUCCUUGCGGUUCUCUGCACGACAUGUGGAGACGGCCAGAGGCGCUCUCUGCACUUCUGCUUGGAGGGCGGGUGCAAGGAUAUUGCGAGCUGGGGCUUUGAGUUCCUCCGCAACCUCGCGGGGGAGGUGGCUGCGGCGUACGCGGAGAUCCACGGCGAAGAGAAGAAGGCGGGCGCUGUGGAAGAAGAUUUGUUGGCCGAAUCUUCCGCUGAGCAGCGGGAGAGUGCCUCAACCUCGGCCGAUCGCCCCUCUGGGGACAAGGCACAGGAGGCGAAGGAUGCGGAGGCGAAGGAUGCGGGCGAGGCGAAGACGGCGCCGUCUGGGAAGAAGACAUCUAUGGCGCUCCAGAUCUCGAUGGAGGUGCCGUUGCCGACUCUCGCGCAGCUGAACCAAGUGGUGGAUUUGAUUGUCCCUUACUACAUGGCACACAAUGCGGAGUGCGACGCGAUCGACUUGCUGUCGGAAGUCGAGCGCAUCGAGAGCGUGGCUGCACACGUGGACGGCAACAACUUCCCGCGCGUCACGCUGUAUCUUCUGGCGAUGGCAAACUACGCGGCGUCGCUCGACGAGUACUCACGCUUCCUCACCGUCGCCUUCACGAUCCUGUUCGAUCAGAAGCAGUGGUUCGACGCCAUGCGUGUGGCGUUGAAGCUGCCGAAUGCAGCGACUGGGGAGAACGAGAAGAUCAAGGCCGUCGUCGAGCACUGCCGCGCCGACGACCCGCUCAUGGUCAAGCAGCUGGCCCUCCUCCUCGGGAGACAGGGCGUCGACUUUGACUUCGAGGACGAACAGACCCAGCGCCUGAACAGCGGCGAGGAACUGUCCAACUUCUUCCUCCUCCUCGCCAAGGAAAUGGAUGUGCUGGAACCAAAGGCCCCCGAAGACGUGUACAAAACCCACUUGGAAGACCCCGCCUCGAGCCGCAGGGGCGCGACGGGCGCUCUCGACAGCGCAAAACAAAACCUCGCAUCGACCUUCGUCAACGCCUUCGUCAACGCCGGAUCCUGCAAAGACAAACUCAUGCUCGCCGAUGGAGGUUCCUGGCUGUACAAGAACAAAGAUCAUGGGAUGAUCUCUGCGGCAGCUUCUCUGGGGGCGAUUCUUCUGUGGAACGUCGACGAGGGAUUGUCGCACCUGGACAAAUACCAGUACUCCUCAGACGCGAACAUCAAGGCAGGCGCCCUCCUGGGUUUCGGCGUCUUGAGCAGCAACGUGCGCCACGAGUGUGACGCAGCGUUUGCUCUCCUAAAAGACCACCUGGAAGAUUCCGCCGAGGGUGGCCGCAGUGCGCCGUGCCAGAAAGUCGGGGCGGUUGUCGGCCUCGGCUGCGCGCAUGCAGGCACGAAGCGCGAAGAUGUCAUGGAGGCUGUCACGGUCGUGAUUGUCGAUAGUUCCCUGCCUGUCGAGUGCAGCGCCUUCGCGGCUGUCUCGCUCGGCCUCGUCUUCGUCGGCAGCUGCAACCAGGAAGCGGCGGAGGCAAUUCUCACGACGCUCAUUGACCGCUCGUCUGUCGAGAAGGGACUGGAUUCGCCGCUGUGCUGCUACUUUGCGCUGGGUUUGGGUCUUCUCUUUCUCGGCGCCCGAGAGGCCUGCGAGCCGACGCUGACUGCCCUGGAGGCGCUGGCCUCUGCGGCGCCGGCGUCGGAGCCUCAGCAGCUGCGGGCGUGUCUCCUGGCCGCCUACGCCCAACGGACGGUCGAGGGCCUCGCCUACGCCGGCAGCGGAGACGUUUUGAAGGCCCAGAAAUUCUUGAGCGUCUGCAGCGAGACGCGCGACAAGCAGUACUGGAGCGCUCUGCUCGGUCCAAAGACGGGAGAGGAGGGAGAGGGCGAGAAGGAAGAGAAGGACAAAGCGACGAAGGAGACCGACGCAGCGGCGGCGCAGAGCCGAAACCCCGAAGGGUCCGCAGAAGACGACGAUGAAGAAGAUGGCCGCAAAUUAGACCAAGCUGUCGCUGUCAUGAAUCUGGCGCUCCUCGCCUUCGCCGAAGAUGUCGGCGCCGAAAUGAGUCUCCGCAUGUUGGAUCAUCUGCUCCAGUACGCGGACUUGCCUCAACGCCGGGCUGUGCCUCUCGCUCUCGCGCUCCACUCGCCUUCUCGCGCCAAGCAGGGAAUCAUCGACACACUCUCGAAGCUGUCCCACGACGUCGAUGCGGAGGUGGCCCUCAACGCAAUCUUUGCCAUGGGCGUUGUCGGCGCAGGCACAAACAACGCGCGCAUCGCUGGCCUUCUCCGCUCGCUUGCUUCCUUCUACGGGAGAGAUGGAAACGCCCUCUUCGUGAUUCGGCUCGCCCAAGGCCUUCUCUACAUGGGAAAAGGCCUCCUGACCAUCAAUCCUGUCCACUCGGACAGAUUCCUCGUCAACAAUGUUGCCCUCGGCUGUCUCUGCGUCAUCAUGCACACUUGCCUCCACAUGCGCACGACCAUUCUCGGGAAGUACCACUAUCUUUUGUAUUACCUCUUCCCGGCGAUGCAGCCGCGCAUGCUGUUCACUGUUGCACCGAUGAGUCAGUUGCCCCAAGCCCCGUCGAGCUCCACGGAGGGCGCGUCGGCGUCUCCUGAGGAGACAGGCGGGGCGGCAGGCACAAGUGGGACUCCAGAGGCACCGGAAGAGGCGAUGGGCGAGGAGAAAGAAGUGGAUUUGUCUGAGGAGGAGCUGAGGAUGGCGUGCCUCUCUGCGAGGGUCGGAGAGGCCGUAGACAUCGUCGGACAGGUUGGGAGACAGCCGAAAACCAUCACAGCUUUCCAGACGCAUACGACUCCAGUUCUGCUAAGCUACAGCGAACGCGCGGAACUCGCGACUGACGAGUAUGUGCCGUUGGCGAAGGUCCUCGAGGGCGUGGUCAUCGUGAAGAAGAAUCCCGACUUCAAGCCUGCGAAGACAGCCUGA
Molecule: messenger RNA, 3255 nt
Organism: Neospora caninum
Lineage: Eukaryota; Apicomplexa; Conoidasida; Eucoccidiorida; Sarcocystidae
Product: 26S proteasome regulatory subunit rpn1, related
Exons: 15
Coding region: 1-3255 (1084 amino acids)
Biological process (GO): regulation of protein catabolic process; proteasome-mediated ubiquitin-dependent protein catabolic process
Cellular component (GO): proteasome complex; proteasome regulatory particle, base subcomplex; nucleus
Molecular function (GO): enzyme regulator activity
Source: RefSeq, a predicted model, not a curated record